This is a messenger RNA of Gambusia affinis (western mosquitofish), 9348 nucleotides long. RefSeq names its product SRC kinase signaling inhibitor 1 (gene srcin1a). The record is from RefSeq and is a predicted model, not a curated record. The coding region runs from base 602 to 5155 and encodes 1517 amino acids. NCBI's taxonomy places the organism in Eukaryota, Metazoa, Chordata, Actinopteri, Cyprinodontiformes, Poeciliidae. The transcript has 25 exons. Gene Ontology annotation, cellular component: postsynaptic density; actin cytoskeleton; cytoplasm. Gene Ontology annotation, biological process: regulation of dendritic spine morphogenesis.
AGGGACAGCUGGCGUAAGUGAAAACAACAGAAGCCAUGCCACAGAAGGUUUUGUUGUCCAGUUUUGGGAUUUUUGGGACAGUCUUCAGCUGACAGGUGGAUGCAUUCUUUCUUCGAGCCUUUGAACCAGCUGGACAUGGUGCUAUAGCAUCUCUGAACCGGCAUGCUCAGUCUUCCAAAAGCUCAAAGAGUACGCCCAUCGCUUUCCUCACUCUCUCUCCAUCUCUCACUCUCACACAUACAUACACACACACCCCAACGCACGCCAGCUCUCCCACUUUCACACACACACACACACGCACGUGCUCAGAGUCACACACGCACAGUGUUGUCAAAAGCGCCGCUGCUGGACCUUAGCCAUCUCGCGAAGGAGGUUCCGGCAGAGGCAAGAGAGAGCCAGAGUGAGACAAAGGAGAGGAGGACGGUAGAAGGCGAGGAACGAAUAGGAGAGAAGAGGACCGGCUUGAGGAAGGAGAGACACAGCGCUUUGUGAAGAAGAGAAAGCGAGGAACGGGAGGAGGGAGGAGUGGAAAGGAGGAACAAAAAGAGGAGGGGGAACAGGAAACGCAAUCACUUUCAGCUGCAGCCGUCCGUGUCGCAGCAUGGGCAAUGCACCAUCCCAAGCCAACGCUGGGGCCUGUUAUCCUAAGCAAGAUCCCGAGCGUGGUGGCAGUCACAUGAUCUCCACAGAUGACCUGGAGUAUCCACGAGAGUACAGGACGCUGGGGAACAGCGGGCGGCGUUUCUCCAAUGUCGGCUUGGUGCACACAUCUGAGCACCGCCACACUGUCAGUGCCGCACAAAGUCUGGAGGCCCUGACCAACCUGCAUAAGGCUGACAUGGAACGGAAGAGGGACGCCUUCAUGGAUCACCUGAAGAGUAAAUACCAACAGCAACAGCAGCAGCAGCAGCAGCAGCAGCAGCAGCUGCAGCAUCCGCACCACAGCCCCCACCACAACCCACCAUCACCCUCACCAUCCCACGCCAGCAUGAGGGGCUCUUCAGAUCGAUCUGCUAGAGAACAGCAACAACCCAACUACUGGAGCUUUAAGAGUCGCAGUCCACGCCAUUCCCAGUCUACCCAGUCUGGGCUUGCGGACCAGGCUGCUAAGCUUUCCUUUGCCUCCGCCGAAUCCCUGGAGACAAUGUCAGAAGCAGACAUGCCCCUCGGGUUCAACCGAAUGAACCGAUUCCGCCAGAGCCUGCCGCUGUCUCGUUCUGCCAGCCAGAAUAAGCUAAGAUCUCCAGAUGAAUUUUCAGGCGUGCUCUUCCUGCAGUAUGGAGAUGAGACACGCCGGGUUCACAUCACCCACGAGCUGAGCAGCAUGGACACGCUGCACGCUCUCAUCGUGCACAUGUUCCCUCAGAAGUUGACGGCUGGAAUGCUGAAGUCACCCAACACGGCGAUCCUAAUCAAAGACGAGGCCCGAAACGUCUUCUAUGAGCUGGAGGAUGUCCGGGAUAUUCAGGACCGUAGCAUCAUCAAGAUUUACCGCAAAGAACCCAUCUAUGCUUCUUACCCUGCAGCUGCACACCUGGCUAAUGGAGACCUGCGGAGAGAAAUGGUUUACUCAUCUCGGGAAUCUUCCCCAACGCGCCGCCUCAACACUCUUCCUUCCUCUUCGACCUCAGCACCCUCUGGCUCUCCGUCCCGCUCUCGCCUCUCGUACAGCGGGGGUCGUACUCCCUCCUUCUCUGGAAACCAUCCUCAACAUGAGCAGCCCAGACAUCCCCACCAUCCUCCAGGUGGCCAUGGUGCCAACAUGGGUCUGUCUCCAUCACCAAGUGCCAUCUUGGAGCGCCGUGAUGUCAAGCCAGAUGAAGAAGUUUCUGCAAAAAAGCUGGCUCUCAUGAAAAAUGAAGCGCUUUAUGCUGAUCCCUACAGUUUGAUGAACGAGGGUCGCCUCAGCAUUGCCUCCACCCAGUCUUUGGCUGCCAUUGGAGACCCUUUCAGCUACCCUGUUACCACUGGCCUCUACCGGCGAGGGUCUGUGCGCUCUCUUAGCACCUACUCUGCUGCUGCUCUUCAGGGAGACCUGGAGGACUCAUUCUAUAAGCCUGGAGGUUCACUAUACUCGGAUGCGUACUCCUCUGCAACCCUGGGAAUGGGUUUCCGCAUGCCGCCCUCGUCCCCACAAAAAAUUCCUGACAUGCAGCUGAGGGACAGGGACUCGUAUUCCACUUCACCACGACCCUCGCCUGUCAGGCAGACUUUCCGGAAAGACUCUGCCUCCUCUGUGUUUGUGGAGAGCCCAAAGUCGAGGCCCAGCUCCAGUUCAGAGCCUGGUUUUGGUCCUUCUUUAUCUGGACAAGACCCAGACUCAAGCAGGGACCACCGCCUGGAGCGUAUGGAGGCCAUGGAGAAGCAAAUAGCCAGCCUGACUGGCCUCGUGCAGAGUGUACUGACCAGGGCACCAGACAGCGACAGCACAUGCGGCCUACUGCGUCUCUGCAUGAUGGCGGGCUGCCCUCCGGACCAAGGCACGGAGUUUUCACGGCCAUUACCUUUCUCUUCCAGCGAGAAGACCGAAACUAACAGUGACGGCUCCGCCACUGGAACUGGACGUCAGAAGAAGAAAGCAGCCAAUACACCAUCAGCACCUUUAGCCUUGAUGCCACCACCACCAUCUAACACAACCCUGGUGAACGGUGUGGGUCGCCUGCAGAUGAAACUCCAUCUGCACGGUCUGCAGCAAAAUGCCACCGACCUCCGCAAACAGCUCGGUCAGCUUCGCAAGAUGCAGAUGGAGAACCAAGAUUCAGUGCGAACUCUGCUGAAACGGACAGAGGCUGAGCUGAACGUUCGCGUAGCAGAUGCCCUGCGGAAGCAGGAAGAUCCUUUGCAGAGACAACGCCUCCUUGUGGAGGAGGAAAGACUCAAGUACCUCAAUGAAGAAGAACUCAUCAUCCAGCAGCUCCAUGACCUGGAGAAAUCAGUGGAGGAGAUCCAGAAGGAGUCGUCUGUCAACCACAAGCUGGUGACAGUGCAGGAGCUGGAGGAGAAAGCUACAGUUCUGAGAAAGCUGGGAGAAACACUUACAGAGUUGAAAAAUCAAUUCCCGAGCCUGCAGAGCAAGAUGCGGGUGGUGCUGCGGGUGGAGGUAGAAGCUGUGAAAUUCCUCAAAGAAGAACCGCACAGACUAGAUGCCCUGUUAAAACGCUGCAAGACUAUAACUGACACCCUCGCCACAAUGCGCAAGCAAGCAAAUGAAGGGGUUUGGAAAAAGCAGGACAACUUUUCUAGCUCCUCAUCAAAGCACAAUGAUGACUUGCAAAAAUUUUCUAGUUUUGACAUUCCUACCAGUCCACCACUAACUAUCAAUGACAUCGGAGGAGGUAACAGCUUGUCUAACUGGAGCCCUCACUCAAGCCUCAGCCGUGGUCUCGGAAACCCGUCCGGUCCUCAUAAGGAUAAUCAUCCUCCUAUUCCUCACAAAGGCAAAGCCCUAGAGGAGUUGGAACGGCGGGCUGCCGCUGACAAAGCUUUAUCAAUGGAAGUCCGACUGGCGGCAGAGCGGGACUGGGAGGAGAAGCGGGCCAGUCUUACACAGUACAGUGCUCAGGACAUCAACCGCCUGCUGGAGGAGACCCAGGCUGAGCUGAUGAAGGCUAUUCCAGACCUGGACUUUGCUGCCAAGCAGAUCAAGCCCUCUUCCAACACACCAUCAGUCCAGAACCCUCAGAGUGCAGCGUCAACAACAGAGCACCGCAGUAGCAAGCCACAAAACAAGCUUUCAGCAAAAGAGGGGGGUUCCAGGCGUGGCUCUGAUGAGCUGACAGUACCACGAUAUCGCACAGAAAAACCGUCCAAGUCUCCUCCUCCUCCUCCACCUAGACGUAGUUUUCCCUCAUCUCCAGGAGUGACAUCUCGUAGUGGAGAGCCAUUAAUUCCUGGAAAAAGCAUAAAGAAAUCAGAAUCUGAAGAGAAUGACACUCAAAAGCCUCACAUAAAACUGAGGAGGACCAUGUCAGAAAACCCUCGCCCUGCAUCGACUCCCCCAACGCUUGCCUCUGGAGAGAAGGAACAAGGAGAGGAAGAAAAGAUUGCUGCCGAACUUGAGCUGUUUGAGAGAGCCCCAGUUAGGCUCACUCGCCCUACUUCACUUUUCCUCCCCGUUAGUACACACAUCAGGAAAAACACUUCACCCUCCAGGCUAGAUGUGUCUCCUCUUGAGGCCUUUGAGGGAAGGAACUUAUCUCCAGUCCCCCACAUCGUGUUGACAGAAUGUUUGCCAGACUCAAUUACUGCUGCAGAAAAUUCUGUCAGAGAUUUAGCAAAUUACCCUGUACAAGACAAUCCAGCACACAAUUUGUGCAAUCAACAUAUGGUCCACAAGAAUGUGUUUUCAAGGGAAAUACCUUCAGAAGGAAGGAAAUGUGUUCUCAAACAAGACCAAGAAAUCUCCCUGCUUCUGACAGACAUGGAGAUGAGAUGGGUGUCUCCUCACGAAGUUCAAGAACUGAAGAGUAUAGACCUUAAAACUCUAACUAUUUCAGCGCAGAAUAAAGACAUUUCUGAAGCACAGCUGAAUGAACGGCCUAUUCUUAUAAUUUUCAGGGAGGGAAAUACACUGAAAGACACAUACAGACUGCUGUAUUCCCUUCUAGAGUCAUCCAAUCCAAUUCCUAAACCAAGAUUACGAUCCUUCCAACUCACCCAGCAACAAUCCCUAAUGGAGGCUCUAAGAAGAGGGAUUGAAACAGGGGACGACGUGCUAACGUUUCAGCAUGCUGAUGACGUUAGAAUACAGCAAAGUAAUUGUGAUUCUAAAAGUAGCUCAUCAAGUCAGAGGAGGAUGACACAGGAGGUCCGACUUAGCACCUACCAGAGGAUGGACAGUUUGGAGGAGACAAUUAGAGAGCUGGAGAACACCUUAAUAGAGAUCGGUAGCCAUCCUACGAGAGAGACACUCUACACUGAGUCAGCCACCAGAAGUAUUCCAGCACAGCGCACUGGGAGUCUGAUGUCAGAGACCAGGAGGCCACCAGUUCCACCCAAACCAGCAUCAUUUCAGGGUGGGAAUAAUACCAGCAUUGGGAAAAUUCAUUCCUCAGCUGCCUCAAAGCUGAAGCACCUGCAGCAAAAUAGCACAGAGAAGACUAAAAGUGGCAAGAAAGAGGACUUACAGAAGAUGCAGAGCCUGCAACAGCAGUGAGCGACCUGUCCCCUCGUACAGCCUCUUCAGUCUCCUCCUCCUUUUCACGUGACUACAGAGAUGCACACUUAUCUGCCCACUUUACUUAACCAGCUCCUUUUACAUCACAAGUAUUCAGUCCAAGUUGUGCUUCUAGACGGGUGUGAGUGUGUGUUUGCGUGUGCACGCAUGCUGGCGGGCACAGGUGUGUUUGAAUGCCCUGGUGAAGGAAGUUUCUUCGGGGAACACUGCCCAGCCACAACCAAUUUUAGGACUUUUUAAAUUUUUCAUAAUUUCCCACUUCAACCCCCUGAAAACCUCAUCUCUCUGCGCUCCUCCUCCGCCCUCUCCUGUCUUCUGUGUCCCUGCUCUACUCCAAGGCCUUGGGGAUCAACCGCGCUGGAACCACUGAACCAUACCUGUCUGGACUGAAAGCAAGCAUGUUUUUAGGCCGAAUGCCUACUCCUGCAGCAGCUUUUGCACCUGGUUUGAGAAUGCCCCCCCAUGAGGGGACUAUGCCCUCCCUGACAGUCUCCUCCAGCCAAGCAAAGGCCCUCCUAGCAAGUCUGUCAGCCUCUGGCCUCUGCACCGAGGCCCUGCUCCUGUCCUCCGCUCUACGUCAACGCCGCCUUCUUCGGGACCAGAGAGCAUCAUCUUCUCUUCCCAGCAGCCUGUCCUCCACCCCUACAUCCUCCUGUUCUCCCACAACCCCUACUCCAUCCCUGUCUCCUUCCUCUCCCACACCUCUUGGUUCCUUUACCUUCUCCUCUGGGGUUGUCAAACCCACCAGACGGAGACUUGAUAGCUCCCAACAACUCAGCAACAGCAAGGAUGGUGACAACUCUUAGUAAUGAGUAAUAGUAGGAGGAGGACAUGGAAGAAUAUAAUUCUAAAAUUAUCUUGUCACUGAGCAAGAAUAGAUGCAUUUUUUUACACAUAUUUCCUUUCAGGAUUCUGUAGAUGCAUAUUUUCUUCAUUUUUUUUCUUACUAAUGUUGAAUACACCAGACUCUGGAUGCUUCAUGAUCUCACUCCUUUUUCUUUUUUGGACAAGUUUCCUUCUCUUGUCUGGCUGCAUGGUCUCCCACACAGUCCUUUUGCCAGAUUCCCAAACAGAGUGCACACAAACAGGCCAGGCCUCGCUUUUCCACCAGCUGUCUGCUACAAGGUUGGUGUGGUUGGACGUGUUCUCAUUUAGUGGGCUGUUCGUGGUAUAUUUCCCAUAACUAGACUGUGUGUAUGAAAAUAGAGUCGCAAUAAUCACCAAGUGAGUCCAGUAGUUAUAUAUGUUUAGGAUAAUGUUGCUCUUUCUUACCUGCAUAACCUUGCAGAAUAAAUCUGCUGAGAAAAUAAGAAAAAAGACAGAUGUGAUGAAUGUGGUUUUGAACUGUUUGGUGCAAAAAGGGCAUUCUUUUCUUUUCUUGCAUCAACCAAGUUUUAGAUUUUAAAUCGGUGCUAUAUUUUCCCCUCUGUUAGUACUCACUGAGUUUACAUAAUUGUUCUCCCUCCUCUGCACAUUCCUUUGGGUUUCUAAUUUCUUGUUGCAGUAGAAAUUUUGUACGUAUCUCUGCAAAUGAAACUCAUGCAUCUAUCGUUGUUAACAUUUCUAGCCUUUUUAAUCUGUUGGGAACAAGAAUAUUGCAGCAUUAUUCACAAAAGCACACUGUAAUGAGCAGCCAUGAAUCUUCACAUUUCUGUUUGAUAUAAAGCAUGGAAACAAAGUUACACUGAAAGAAGGGGAAAUGCAAAGGAGGGUCUACAUAACCAGUGUGGAUUAACUGUGUGUGAUGUAACUAGUUAAUUGACAAUCAGGAUGUUUCCACUGUAGCAUCUCACAGGUUGCCCAUUCCAAAGACUCAAGCACGCACUUGUAAAGCAAAGCUGUACAGCACAGACACAGUGUGUGUAAUAGUUUUAUUUCAUUUUGUUAAUCUUAUACAAUAAUAUAUUCUAUGCUGCCCCUUGGAUGAAAUUGAUCACAGUGAUCAGAACUUUUCACCCAUAUAAAUUAGUUUCCCAUUGAUAUAGUUGCUUCAGGAUUAUCUGCUAAAUAGCACCCAGAUUUUAUCAUACAUUAGUUUGUACUUUAUCUUUGACUACGAAGAAGUGAUAGCACUUCAUUACUGUUUGAAAUGUAUUUUAAAAAAUACUUUUAAUCAGCACAUGUUUAGAAAUUAUGUAUUUCUUGGGGCUUGUGAGGAAGUCAGAGAAGAUUAUGAAAAUGUAAAGAAAGCACAGUUUAUUCUCAAAACACAAGAUCCCUCUUUGUCAGCUUAGUAAUCAAAUAUGUUAGGAGGCUUUAAAAUGUUAAUUUACUAAAACUGAGUGAAAUAGGAACAAUAUAACUUUACAAUUAUUUUCUUUCAUAAAAUAUGAAUGCCAGAGUCUUUCAAACUAGCAUUUAGUCGCAAAAACGGACUGGAGAACCUUCAGCGAAGAACAUCGAUCUAGUGUACAUGUUGUUGUAAACUGGUGUGAAGGUAUUAUUGAUGUUAAACAAUAUACAGAUGCAUCACAAUAAGUAAAACUCAUAUAGGAACAUUACAGAAAGUAAAAUGUAUCUGGCGAUUAUUUCUGUUAAUUUUUUUAAUUGUGGCUUAUAGCAAUAAAAAUCCCAAAAUUCUCAAUUUUAGACAAUAGGAAUAAAACACAAGACAAAGAACAGAGUCAGUCAGAGUUAGUUUUAAGAGAACUUUGAAGCAAAUCCCUUUUAAGUGUUUUAUGGAAAUUCACUUGGUGGAGUGGACUUCACUGGAGUCUUUAGUCAAGUUAAUCCGGAACUGCAGACAUGAUCUUCUUCUUAGGAAAAAAAUAACCUUGCUGUUGUUCGGCUGGCCAAUGUCCCGCUUCACAUGAAAGUCUGCUGGUAUUGGUCCAUUGUGUAGUUAUCAAGGCAAAGGCAGCACAGCCAUCGUCUGUAUCACAGCAUUGAAAGAGUGAAUUGAAUUUUGGGUUUAUUAUUAGUUGCAAACCAUACUAAGAUUAACAGAACUACCCACUUCAAUACCCCGUUUUUAAAUAAAUCUUUAUGAGUUUCACUUUUUAAACUGAAUUACUGAAAUUUAUUUACAUUUACACAAUAUUGUUAUCACAGAGAUGUGCCUGUAUUAAAAUGUUUUUGGAUGUCUGCAAGUUGAUGCUAAAUUUUAGAAUCAUGCUUAUGAAGGAAGACUUGGUGCUAAAUUGGUUUGUUGCCAUCAGACAGAAAUUUUUGUUUAGUUGUUGCAGUAAUAAUAAAUUAUUAUUGCCUUUUAUCCUUACUAAGGCAGGUAAGACAGGUAUUUCUCGAAUAACCUGAAUUAGUUGCAAAAAUCUCUACUUACUUCAAUAUAGCUAAUGUCUUUUUUUACUUUUAAAGCUCAAAUCACGAUGACAAAAUUAUUUGUAAAUACAAUAAUUAUGGUAAUUUCCUUUUUUUUAUCUCAAAUUUUUUUGGGAACCAGGGUUUAAGUUUCACUUUAAGAACUGCAUUAACUGUAAUGAGCACAAAUCUAUAAAUUGCACAUUUCAUCAGUCUAGAUUUGACUUUCACUAUUUUGGGUGGCUGGUGUUUUUCUGGCUGCUGUUUAUUUACAUCAAAUCACAGUGGGGGAGUUUUUCUAACGUAGAUCCAUCAUAAUGAACAAUCCAUGGCCACAGAAUCUCUGUGUUUGCCUGGAAGCUGCCUUGCUGUUUGUUGUCAAGGUUAAACGGACAGUUGCUGUUUUCCAGAAUGGCUCAAAGAAACUGAUCCACUUGGGCAUCGAGAUUAACACAUGUGCAAAGGCGGCUCGUGUCAGAGAGUAGGCUGCGUGAGGAGCGAGGAUUAGUUUGAGGACAUGAGUUUGAAGGCUACUUUAAUAAGGCCAGCUUUGACUCGCCCCGUCUCCAUGGAGAGCGCUGGAGUGAAAGAAUGAGUGUCAGUCGGAGACAGUAUUCGGCUGCUUGUUCCCCCUUGCUCUCAGUUUGCGUUCUUUUUUGUGUGCGGUCUGUUGAAAUAGUUUAGCUUCAGAUUAAGAUGGUAUGAUUUCUGAUGGGGUUCAGUUCUAAGCAAGAUGUGCAAUAUGUAUUCCUCUUUGCCUUUGUCAUUUAUGCCUGUUUUUCUCUAAGGACCUGUAAUAUUUUUUCCUGGUGCCUGAAUGACCUUGCAAGCAGCACUGACAGAAUAACACUUUUACCCAAAUAAGAGCUUCAGAAACCUGGCUUGGUUCCUGUUUUUAUGUUUUGUUUUGUUUU